Molecule: messenger RNA, 1047 nt
Organism: Tripterygium wilfordii
Lineage: Eukaryota; Viridiplantae; Streptophyta; Magnoliopsida; Celastrales; Celastraceae
Exons: 7
Coding region: 132-854 (240 amino acids)
Source: RefSeq, a predicted model, not a curated record
GUAAAAUCGGGCAAUUUGGAUUGAACUUUUGAAGGUAUUGCCGCCCCGAAAAUUUUGAAUGGUCCAGUCAUCGCUGCUCCGUCAUCUCUGCAUUCGUACCUGAAUUUGUCGGUGUUAAAGGAUUUGCGUCAAUGGCGAAACGAAGGGCUAAAAAGACGGUUAAGAAAGCCGCCGCCUCAUCGCCGGCGCGCAAUGAAAAUGGUAACGACUUGAAGGAUACCCAAAUUGAGGACAAAGAAGCUGCAAUUUUGAUCCGAGACGUUGAGCGAAGAAGUGGAGCUGUUAGGGCCAUGCGUGAUGUGGAGAUUGAGCAUUCGCUAACUGCCUUGCGUUUGCUCCGUUCCUACUUCACUGAGGAGCAGCUUCAAACACCUGUGCUUCAGUUUUUCAAAGAAAACCUACCAAACCUGUCCAUUCUGAAAAAUAAAGAAAGUGGACAGUGUGAGGUGCAAUGGAAUGAUCGAUUUGAAAAUUUAUCUAUGAACCAUGGUGAUGAGAGAGACAUAAAUGCUUCCCUUCUUCGUCGCUUAUCCAUGGUUCAUCCUAACUGCUCCAACAUUCCAUUGUUUGCUGGCAUUGAUUUGCCGAGUGAAGUGAAAACGAACCUUUUCGGUGCUGAUAAUCUGCAGUUCAGGGACUUUCUUAUGGAGGGUCCACCCGACUAUCAGAUGCCAGGGAUGCAUGAUGGUCUUCGAACUCCUGGGGUUAGCAGCCAAAGGUUGUCUAUUGGCAUGACACCCAAAACACUACGAGUUCCUAAACCUGGUGAAAUGCUUCUUUCUGUCCAUGGAUCUCCCCUCGGUGUCUACAAGGACGAUAACAUGGAAGCCAUACAUGAGUCGGAAGAGGGUUGAAUGGCUUCAAGAAUUAGUUAUAGUUCAAGGAUAUACCACACCUGUGACUCGAAGAUGGUUUCCUUGUCCUUCUAUCCUUGUAUGAAAAUCCCUGUACUAUAAUAUAUGGAAUUAUGAUUUAGAUCCUAUGUGGAGUGAUGUCCAUUGAUCGUGUUUCGUAAUAACAGAAGAGUUGGAAGAUUUUUUUGCCUCA